AUGUCAUUGACCAAUGUCUAUCAUGUGCGCCGUGUCGCAGAGACCUCCGCUAAGGCAUGCAUGAUCUGCUACAAACCAUCGACCACUGUGAUGAUUACCCCAGAUAACAAGGAUUUCUUCUACGUGUGCCCCGCACAUCUCCAAGACCGUCAUUUCUGUUCUCCAAUUAUCGACACAGAGGGCCAAGCAAAACGCCAGAAAGAAGAAGCGAUGGCCAAAGAAAUAGAAAAGGUAAAAAAGGAGUAUGAAGAGAAACAACGUCGGAAAAAAGAGCAGAAGGCCUCAAGCAAGGAUGAAGACGAGAAAGAUAAGGACAAAGACGAGUCGAAGGACAAAAGCAAGGAUACCCCCGAGACCAACAAAACUGACGAGAAAGAAAGAGACGAUAAGAUUGCUUCUAUUCGGAAGGAUACUAGCACAGAGGCCAAGCCGGAUGAAUCCCCUCGUGUGUUCUCUUUGCACAAGAAUUUCUACCAAAUGCGCAUUGAUCGACUACGGAACAUAGAAAUGGCCAAGCGAAACCAGGAAAGAAUGAAGAAUCCUUCACUAUUUCCUUCUGUGCCAUCAGGGAAUCCUUGA
Penicillium olsonii is the source of this 579-nucleotide messenger RNA. NCBI's taxonomy places the organism in Eukaryota, Fungi, Ascomycota, Eurotiomycetes, Eurotiales, Aspergillaceae. The record is from the annotation of a GenBank genome assembly.